AGAAAAUUCACAACAAAAACAAAUAAACAAAGUAACACAACUGUAAUUUAAAAAAUGCUGUGUAUCGUUGUUAAAAUUUGGAACAAAUAUAAACUGCAUUAAAUUUUGGCUAGUUUUUGUAAAAUCAAACAGUUAUAAUGUGAUGCGAAAAUCUUUCAAAGGAGUAAAUUUAUUCCAACCGGCGGAUAACUGACGUAACCGUGCCAUGACAACAUCGUUUUGAUCAGACAAAUUAUAAUAAAGUUAGAGAAUUAAUUUCCUUUGAAUAUCUCGGCGGAAAUUAUGAAUUUUGUCUAGAGCCAUUAGUUUAAAUAUCCUACGAGUUGGCUGAAGUGGCGAGAAAAUGUAUGCUAGUUAAAUUAUGGUCUGAUUUUCGGGGCAGUUGUUUGUUAUUAGUGCUUAUUUGAUGUAAUCGACGCAAUGAACGACCCGUGGGACGUUAAAUCUGUGAGACAGUCGAACCAGUACAUGUCUUGCAUGAAGAUAAAUGGGGUACCACUUCUGCCGCCAGUGCUGUCCAAGGAAUGUCGUAAAGAAAUGCAGUACUAUAAACUAUUAGCUAAAGAAGUUGAAAAACGCAUACAAACCCUCAAGCCAUUUGUAGUGGAGAGUGACACCGAGUCCAAUGAGGAUAAAACUGAUGCACCAGAACUACCCGAGUCAGAACAGAGCUUUGAACUGCCCGUCGAAGUUAUUCAAGCUGCUAACAAUGAUAAAGAAAAUAAAGUAAUAUUCGACGAGGCUAGUGAAAAAUGUCUCAACGAAAGUUCUGGUAAAAUAUUUCUAACAAGCAAUACAUACGACAAUAUCAGCUCUAAUUUUACAGCUGAUGACAGCCCGUCUUCUAAAUUAUCAUCCAAGUUAGUGAUAGAUUUAAGUUUAAGUAUCAACGAAACUGGCAAAAAUUUACUUGAUAGCUUAAACAGCUCACAAACAGCACCUAAUGACUUACCAGAACGAGAUUAUGAUUGUCCUAAGAGUGAUCAGAAAGAAUUAAAUGGUGUGGUUGAGAAAGUCAAUGAUGGAGCGACUACUGUACAAGAUGAUCAACUUACAUUGCUAGUUAGUAUUAAUAAAGAUUCUGUAUCUGAUCCGAUCACUCUGCAGUUUAGUCCAGAUGAUCCUCCUUCUUUAAGUUCAAAAAGCUUUACGGGCUCUCUCAAUGAUAUCCAUACGGAGAGUUUGAAACAAUCUCCUAUACCCUUAACUCGUCAAAGGUCAUACACGCUGUUAAAGCCGAGUCCCAUGCUUUUGGCACAUUUGGAGGUACAAUCGAUAAAUACGGGUAUGGAAGUUACUUCGAUAUCAAUGAGUGAAUCUCUUUCUAAUAUAAGUUGUUCGAAUAAAAAACGAAGGAGCUGGGAUUUAGAAUCUGCUAAAGUGAAAUGGUCUUCCAUGGCUUUAGAAUUGAAAGAGAAAAACAUAAAUAACGGUAAGACUAAUAAUACAAAUAAAAAUUCUGUUACAAGACCUACUGUAAGAAAGGCUCAAACAUGGCCUCCAAAAGCAAAGUCGUUAGCCCACGAUAAAAUCAAACGUAACUCUCCCAAAGCAGUAACGAAAUCUGAUCCUAUACAAAAACCGAGAAAAACGCAUAGCCCUGUACGAAAUUCUACUCUACACAGUAACUCUAACAAUAAAACACCAGUAAGCCAAGCAAACCAAGUUAAUAAUCAAAAGAAAGAAGCUGCUAAGAAAAACUUUAACAACGAAUCAGACGAUCCCGCGACUCGUGUGAAAGAACUUUAUGAGAAAAUCCAAAAACAACAAUUUAUCCAAAUGGCCAAUCUCGUUGAAAAACAAAAGAAGGAGCAGAUGCUUUUGCAACAAGUAUUCGAAGAACAGAAUAAUUUGCUUAUCACGCAGUUGAAAACUAUAUGUCCUGAAUCUCCAAACGAAGUUAAAGAAGCCUGGGUUGAUAAAACUCAGGAAACUGAGAGAGGUCCAGUGAGUUUGAGUCAGCUAAUAAAUCACAAGUCUGAACAAAGUGCAUGCGAAACCCCUGUUCUUUCAACCUUGACUGAAACAAACGACUAUAUAAAUUAUUGUGAUAAUGUGCUUAAAAAGUCUAGAGAUAUAACUGGAAGUAUGAGGAAACAGCAAGAUAAGAAAGGUCAAGAAAAUGAAAAGAUUAGUCCAAAACCUAACACAGAUGGUAGCAGAACGCGAACCCAUUCUCCAGUGCGUAAGAAUACGCCGACAUCGAGGAAACUUACAUACGAAACAAGCGCUUCAUCGGAUCGAGAUUACGAUCCGAUUCUAACCGAUCGAACGAACGAUACGAUGGCAGAUCUGAACGUUACUUUUCCUUCCGACCAUAGCGACGAAUGCCAACCUUUUAAUACAUACGGGCCUGCUAGAGAAACUCCAAUUUCAAUACCAACUUGUAGAUCCACGGACAGAGCUAUUCGAAGCAUGGAGGAAACAAUACAAAACUCUAUAAACAGUAUGUCCAUUAGAACAACCAAGCCUAAUCUUUUCAGGACGCCCACGGCACAAGAGCGGGCAGCGGCUACUAAGAUAGUGGCUCACGCCAAAGGCUUUCUAGUUCGGCGGCUCAUGAGAUCAGAAAGGGUACAGGCCACCGUGCAGACGAUUAAAGACGCCCUUCUAUGUGCCCUGCAACUGCACCAAGAUCGAGAGGGCAUUAGAGGCGCUGAUGUAGAUCUGCAUAGGCGACUUAUACAGCAGAUAACAGCAGCGUGCUACUCGCUGCACGACACGUUCAUAGCGAGCUCUGCGGCGGAGCGGUGCGCGCUCAUCGCGGCCGACCGCAGCCGCCGCCGCUCGCUGGCCGCGCGCACCUCGCCCGCCCUGGCCCCGCCCGCCCACAAGUACCGCCCCACGGAUGUCAUGUCACAAAGUCACAGUGGCGCGUUCCCGGCGCGCAGCAAGCGACCCGCGCCCGCGCUCAUGACUCAGUCUAAUUAUGAGACAUUUAGCAGUGACAAGAGCUUGAUGCGUCGCUAUAUGCCAAGCCCGCGACGUCGUCCGUGGCGUUGACCGCGAGACAGUCUGUACAGUGCCUUGCAUCCAAGCUGAAAGCGUAACUGGAUCAUAAAAAUAAUAUAUCAAUUAUAAUAUAUAACGCUUCUUAAAUUUACAUUUCAUUAUUGUUGCUUUUUUAUAUAUUUUCAUUGCGUUAACAUCACUGGAAGUGUUGUAAAUUUUACUAUUUAUGUUCAAAUUAUACAUCUGUCAAUUUUGGUACAAAAAUCAUGUUAUAGUAUUAUUUUAAAAAAUGUUCUCAAUAGUUUUAUAUAAACAUUAUAGUGCUUUUCUUUGAAUAAUAUUAAAUAAGUAAAACUAUGCAAUAAAAAGUACAUAAGAUAUUUUUUAAAUUUUAAGAUUUAGAGGCAUCUGUGACAGAUAACAAAUAUUCACAAUUAAACUGCCUAACAAAUAGUUUGUAAUACAUAACUAACAAUAUAAAUACAUAAUAACUCACUCUAAAAGAUGGUAAUUAAUAGUAUAUCUCUGGUAUAAAGGAAUUAAAACAUGUUAUUCAAUCAUUCCAUUAUUAAUAAGCAUUGUAUUAAACUUUUUAUAUUUUUAUAGUUUUAGAAAAAUUAGUUCUGUGUUUAGAAUAUGUUUAAAGAAAAGAUUUUUACUUUCAACUACUUUCUACGAUUGUAACUGCUGUUAAUAUUGGGUAGAAUUGUAUUUAAGGUAUUUAUUUUUGAUUUUGUAAUAACUUUUUAACUUUUAUAUUGAUUUGCGUGCUAAACUAAAUUUUGUCUAUUGUUUUCAUACACAAAUGACCAUUUACUAAGGAUUUCUAGUCACAAAUUUCUCUACAAUUUUAGUUUAUAUAAAAAAGUUUAGGUGCUUUAAAAAAAGGUUGUACUCAUACUGAUUUGCUAUUAGACAGUUUUAAACCUCUUUUUUAUAGAACUUUGUGUCAUUUUUACAAGAUACAUUGACUGGAAUAAAACAAACAUUCGCUCGAA
This is a messenger RNA of Melitaea cinxia (Glanville fritillary), 3950 nucleotides long. RefSeq names its product GATA zinc finger domain-containing protein 7 (gene Cp110). The coding region runs from base 421 to 3003 and encodes 860 amino acids. Gene Ontology annotation, molecular function: protein binding. Gene Ontology annotation, cellular component: centriole. NCBI's taxonomy places the organism in Eukaryota, Metazoa, Arthropoda, Insecta, Lepidoptera, Nymphalidae. The record is from RefSeq and is a predicted model, not a curated record. Gene Ontology annotation, biological process: centriole replication; regulation of cytokinesis; centrosome duplication. The transcript is spliced from 6 exons.